ACUCUGAGAAGAUGCCAGUGAUGCCCUUGUCCCAAUUCAGAUGCUAAACCAUGGGGAACGUGGAGAGCCAAAACGGAGAGCAUGGCUUCUACGUGGAGACUCAAGGCCACCCGCCACGCAAGCGCACGUCCCGUUCUCUGCGGGUCAAGCAGUCUGACCAUUAUUGUGCCUCGUCCGGUAAAGCAGAUCACCGCGGCUCAGAGACCAGCACCAGGUCGAGCAGCACUCCCAGCAUCCCUCAGUCCCUGAACGAAAACGGACUGGAACCGUUCGACGACGCGGAAGUGGAUGUGCUGGACCUGCGACCCACGUCCUUCCACGACGAGGCGGGUGAUCCGGGGACCACGCCUGGCUCGGAGGACGGCGGGGACACGGUAGUAGGAGACGCGGAGGACCAGGAAGGCGAGGAGACGUUCUCGGAGAAGAUGAACGACGAGCCGGGCGAGGCCACCGGCUUCAAAAAGAAGCGCUCCAAGUCCGCCGACCUGUGGCGCCAAGACUCGCUGGAGUUUUCGCUGUCGGACCUGAGCCAGGAGCAGCUGACCAGCACCGAGGAGAUCGUCGACCCCUCUGAACCCGAAAACAGAGACCUCAACGGCGGACACAGAGGUAUCUCGAGCGAGAGGGCCAACUCCGUGGAUGAACUCCGCACCCUGAAGAGCUCGGUGCACCGAGGCUCUCGGAACCGCUACAAGUCCAGGCGGGACGGCAAACGGACUCUGGGGGGGAGGAAGAGUAACGGUGGGCUGUCUCCGGGAGAGGAGGACGGCAGCGGGUACGGGGCGUACACCCUGCCCUGCCGGCGCUCUCACUGCCUUUCCGAGGAUCGACCGAGCCUCCAGGGGGCGCUGUGCUCCAGCAUGCAAGGUCGUCGUGCACAGACCUCACACGACAUCACCGCGGGCGAGGGCAGCGAGUUCGGAGACAGCGGCAUCGACGGCGUGGCGGUCGAUUCCGACCCUCAGUCCCGCCACCGCAAGGCCAUGUCGGCCUCCUUCUCCGUGUACUCGGCGGUCAGCGCCAGGAGCAGCAGCGGGAGCAGCAGUGGCGGAGCGGGAGAUCGCGACAGGCGACCUGGCGAAGGCCAGGGGGUCUACGAGAACUUCCGACAGGAGCUGGAGUCCAGCACGCGGCGGACGUACGAGAGCCUGGAGGAGGCCAGCUCGGCCGUCAGCGACGAGAGGAGCAGCGGCACGGCCAGUUCCGCCUUCCACUCGGAGGCGCUGUUUCUCCACACCACGCAGGGUACGGUGCGCAAGGCGGGGGAGCUGGCUGUGAAGAACUUCCUGGUGCAUAAGAAGAAUAAGAAGGUGGAGCCGGCGACCAGGCGCAAGUGGAAGCGCUAUUGGGUGUCGCUGAAGGGAUGCACCCUCUUCCUGUACGAGACUGACGGGCGCUCAGGGAUCGACCACAACAGCAUCCCCAAACACGCGGUCUGGGCGGAGAACAGCAUCGUCCAGGCGGUUCCUGAACAUCCCAAGAAGGAUUUCGUCUUCUGCCUCAGUAACUCGCUGGGAGACGCUUUUUUCUUCCAGACGUCUGGCCAGACGGAGCUGGAGAACUGGAUCACCGCCAUCCACUCGGCCUGCGCCACGGCCGUAGCCCGUCAGCACCACCGCGAGGACACGGUGCGCCUCCUGCGCGCCGAGAUCAAGAAGCUGGAGCAGAAGAUCGACAUGGACGAGAAGAUGAAGAAGAUGGGAGACAUGCAGCUGUCGGCCGUCACCGACAGCAAGAAGAGGAAGACCAUCCUGGACCAGAUCUUCCUGUGGGAGCAGAACCUGGAGCAGUUUCAUAUGGAUCUGUUCCGUUUCCGCUGCUACCUAUCCAGCCUGCAGGGCGGCGAGCUUCCCAACCCCAAACGCCUGCUGGCCUUCGCCUCCAGGCCCACCAAGCUUGCCAUGGGACGCCUGGGCAUCUUCUCGGUCUCCUCGUUCCACGCUCUGGUUGCAGCCAGAACAGAGAGUGGAAUUCGGAGGCGGACUCACGGCCUCUCUCGCUCCUCCAGCAAACGCAAGAGCCGCUUCUCCUCACUGUGGGGUCUGGACACUACCUCAAAGAAAAAGAGCAAAGGCCGAGCCAGCAUCAGUCAGGUGUUUGUGGACGGAGACGACUCGGUGAAGAAAAGUCUGGAGCAAGUGUAUGACGAUCCAUCCAAGGAGGGAUCGGAUCCGAGAGGAUCUGUGAAGAGUCUCUCCCAGCAUAAUGCAGACAGCGAGGUUUGGGUUCCCGGAUAUCUCACACCGUCCUGGGUGAUCCUGCCCAACGAUCAGCCGGUUCUGGUCAUCGUACAGCCAGGAGAGACGGCCGAGGAGGCGCUGGAGGCGGUGUGCAAGGUCCACAGCUUGGAUCUGUCGCUGCAUUAUCUCUGUCUGAAGUUUCUGAUCGACAAUCAAGUGCAGCUUUACAUACCAAAACCAGAGGAGGAACUCUGGGACCUUCUCUAUAAUGAGAUCGAAAUCUGCACCAAAAUCACCAAAGUUCUUCAGUUCGACAGGGAGGAGUCCUGCACCGUGGGUUACGGAUUCUCUGUAGCCGUGCUGGACGACGACGGCACUCAGACGCUCCACAUCAGCCACGUGAAUCCGGACGGCCUCGGCUUCACUAAAGGUCUACGAGCAGGAGAUGAGAUCCUGCAGCUGAACGAUAAGAAGGCAAGUGUAUUAGAGCUGUCAGAUCUGGACGCUGCCUUUGCUCUGCCCUCUCUCGAACUGACCGUGAGCGCUGUGCCCCCGUCUGAGGUGACCCAGCGAUACCCAGUUCUUCCCCGCCGGUCAGACACACCACAUGAUCUCUGCACGGACAUCUUCUCCCAGAGCCAAGAGGACAUUUUGGAUGAAGCCUCAGGGAUCAUCCUGGAGACCAGCGCCGGCCUCGAAGACGUGGAAGAAGAAGUCAUUUUAUCUGUGGGGUGUGCAGUAGAUGCCCUCGUACCCGAGUCUGGACACAAGAGUACGGAGCAGAUGACGGCGUUCUGCCGCAGCCUUCAUGACCUGAACACUGCCGACCCGCUGGCGUCCUCUUCCUCCUCGUCCUCCUCCUCUCCCUGCGUGGCCAGCCCCGUCUCCCCGGGGUCAGCGCCCUCCAUCCAGCGCCAGCUCUCCGACGCCGACAAACUUCGCAAGGUCAUCAGCGAGCUGGUGGACACCGAGCGCACCUACGUGAAGGAUUUGAGCUGCUUGAUCGAUCGAUAUCUGACUCCUCUGCAGAAGGAACAUUUCCUCUCGCAGGAUGAGCUGGACGUGCUUUUCGGGAACCUACCAGAGAUGGUGGAGUUCCAAGUGGAGUUCCUUAAGACUCUGGAAGACGGAACCAAACUAGUGCCGGAUUUAAACAAGCUGGAGCAAGUGGAUCAGUUCAAGAAAGUGCUGUUCUCGCUCGGCGGAUCGUUCCUCUACUAUGCAGAUCGCUUUAAAAUCUACAGCGCCUUCUGUGCCAGCCAUACGAAAGUCCCUAAAGUCCUCACCAAAGCUAAAACAGACCCCGAGUUUAAGGCGUUUCUGGAUGACAGGAACCCCAGGCGACAACAUUCAUCCACUCUGGAGUCGUACCUGAUCAAGCCCAUCCAGAGGGUCCUGAAAUACCCACUGCUGCUGCGAGAGCUGUACUGUCUCACCGACCCGGACAGCGAGGAGCACUACCAUCUAAACGUUGCUAUGAAGGCGAUGAAUAAAGUGGCCAGUCACAUCAAUGAGAUGCAGAAGAUCCACGAGGAAUACGGUGCCGUGUUCGACCAGCUCAUCAGUGAGCAGAGCACAGACAAGAAAGAGGUGGCUGAUCUGUCGAUGGGUGAGCUGUUACUACAUGCCACCGUGUCCUGGAUCAACCCACCAUCAUCCCUGGUGAAAGGAAAGAAAGAUCCGGACCUUGCUGCUUUUGUUUUCCGGACCGCUGUGGUCUUUGUGUUGAAAGAUUGCUCCAAGCAGAAGAAGAAAAUCGGGACGUCUCACCGAGGCUUCGUAUCCGAUGAGAGAGACCCGUUCCGCUUCAGGCACAUGAUUCCCUCGGAUGCUCUACAAGUCCGACACUCCACCAAUUCAGAAGGAACCGUGGUGUGUGAGAUCGUUCAUGUUAGAUCCGAGUCCGAGGGAAGGCCAGAGAUGAUGUUUCAUCUGUGCUGCAGGACCAGUGAAAGUGAGAGGGACUUUUUAAAGGCGGUUCACUCCGUCCUGAGGGACAAACAGCGCCGGCAGCUGAUGAAGACGGACAGUUUACCCUCUAAUCAGCAGUACAUGCCUUUCUCGGGAAAACGCCUGCGUGCGUUGAAGGGCGGACGUCCCAUGAUGAACAGAGCAGUUACAGCACCGUCGAGGAACCUCGAUCGCAAGAAGCUGCUGCGCACUCACAUCACCAUCAACACCAGCAUAGUGUUUGACGAUUACUCCAGCAGAAACUCCAUCAUCUCCACGCGUCCUCUCACACAAGUUCAACCCUCGCCGUCCAAACCUGCGCCGCAGACCGACGCCGACACCGACCGCUGGGUGGAGGAACAGUUCGACCUGCGGGACUACGACAGGCAGACGGAGGUCAAGGAGACGGACAUCCUCAGCGACGACGACGACUACUGCGAGUCCGUCAAGGGCUCCUCGGCCGAGCCCAGCCUGGAGGAGUCCUUCGAGGCCCUCGCUGCUGAAGUGGAGGAGGAGAAGCAGGUCAGGAAGAGGGACGAGGACGGGGCUCGGAUCAGGGUUACUGAGAAAAAGCUGGCAGAAAAAUCUCUCAACCAGCUGAGGUUGGCACCGCUGCGCAAACAGUGCGCGGUGGAGGACAACGCUGCCCAGAGGGAGACCGAGGUCAUCUGGGUUCGCAGGGAGGAUUUUAAUAGUGGUUACAGCACCGACAUCUUCUGAACGAAAUAAAAGAAAGUACGUAUGAGAUGUAGGAGCCACUUUUUUGCCAUUUUAAACCUUGGACAGACUGUCGGGAAUCUCUGAGGUUGUAAAUAUGUUUGCUCGACUUUACCUGACCAAUGAGGUACUGACUUUACUUCGUAUAGUCGACAAUCGUAUAGGA
Messenger RNA from Trichomycterus rosablanca, 5013 nucleotides. RefSeq names its product TIAM Rac1 associated GEF 1a (gene tiam1a). The transcript is spliced from 26 exons. Gene Ontology annotation, cellular component: cytosol; synapse; plasma membrane. Gene Ontology annotation, biological process: small GTPase-mediated signal transduction; activation of GTPase activity; positive regulation of axonogenesis. The coding region runs from base 51 to 4850 and encodes 1599 amino acids. Gene Ontology annotation, molecular function: protein binding; guanyl-nucleotide exchange factor activity. Lineage: Eukaryota; Metazoa; Chordata; Actinopteri; Siluriformes; Trichomycteridae. The record is from RefSeq and is a predicted model, not a curated record.